Molecule: messenger RNA, 7332 nt
Organism: Oncorhynchus nerka (sockeye salmon)
Lineage: Eukaryota; Metazoa; Chordata; Actinopteri; Salmoniformes; Salmonidae
Product: protein TANC1-like
Exons: 24
Coding region: 139-5571 (1810 amino acids)
Molecular function (GO): protein binding
Source: RefSeq, a predicted model, not a curated record
AGGAAGCUGGAGUAUGUGGAGAGUCCUUCUUUUCCUGGAGAUGCGUUCGUCUUCGCUCUGAACAAUAGCAAGACUUCCCAGAGAGAGCUGCACGCGGAGCUCCAGCCCAGCUCCUCCUCCUUCUCAACCCAGGAACUGAUGACCAGGCUGGGCUUCUUACUGGGAGAAGGGACCCCAGCCUCGCCUAGCACCCCCAUGGAGGACCGGAGGGAAAAGAAGUGUAAUAUCUCUGGCCAGGCGGUGAGCCCAUGCUCCACAUUGACCUGCAGCACUACGUCUCCAUGCUCAGACAGCCCCUGCUCCACCCUGGGUAGUAGCAGCACCGGGGGGCCACCCUCCUGUCUUCCCAAUCCCAGCCCCAGCCCAGGUGGGACCCUCCUCAGCCCCAGUCCCUGCCGGAGCCCCAGCUCCACACUUGAGAGCCAGGAUAGCGGAAUCAUAGCUACCAUCACCAGCUCUCCUGAGAAUGAGGAUCGCGGUGGUUCCACUCUGGACCUGAGCAAAGAUGGCAGCUGGAGGGGCGCUGGGCGUGGCGGGCACCAAGGCGACUCCUGCCCUCCUGUCGCCAAGGACGACCUGCCAGGACCCAGCGAGGCCCCGCCCAGGUCUGAAAUUACCAUCCUAGAGGCACCCAGAACUCCGCCCACAGCCAAGAGGCCCUUCCCACAGCGCCACACGCACAGCACUUCUUCCCUGGUGAUGCCACGCCCUAACUCUGUGGCAGCCACUAGUUCCACUAAGCUGGAGGAUCUGAGCUCCCUGGAUGAUCAACGGAGUGCUGCUCCCCAGCGAAGCUCCAUCAAACAGUCCUGGAACAGCACAGGGGGAAGGGACGCCAAAGCGCGCUUCGCUCCCUUCAAAUCAGGCGACAUCGUGCUGAAGCCGUUGUUGUUUGAGGUUCCUGCCGACGCCAUGGAUGCACUGUUCCAAGGCCGUGAUUGGCUGUUCCAUCGGCUAGAGGAGGUCCUAAGGGAGAGUGACACCUGCGAGGGCCGUGGGGCCGUUAUCGUGGGCGAUGUGGGCUUCGGCAAGACGGCCGUCGUCUCGCGGCUGGUGGCUCUCAGUUGUCAUGGAGGUCACAUGCAACAGGUCCCCACCCAGAGCCCCUGCACCUCCCCCAAAAGUGGGGAUAGGGGGACAGACGGAGCCUCCAAACAGCCGCCCCAGCCCAGCACCCCCACCACAGACCACCAGCCCAGCACCCCCACCACAGACCCCCAGCCCAGUGAAACAACCUGCCCCGGGACACCAGAGGCACACCGAGACGAUGCUGUCAAACGCCUGGCCAGCAAGGUGGUGUCCUACCACUUCUGCCAGGCUGACAACACCUACACCUGCCUGGUCCCAGAGUUUGUGCACAGUGUCGCCGCCCUGCUGUCCAGAGCGCCACAGCUCAGCGGCUACAGGGAGCUGCUGCUAAAGGAACCUCAUAUACAGAGCAUGCUCAGUCUGCGCUCCUGUGUCCAGGACCCCAUCGCUGCCUUCCGCAGGGGAGUCCUGGAGCCCCUCGUCAACCUGCGGAAGGAAAGGAAGAUCCCGGAAGAAGACUUCAUCCUCCUGGUUGAUGGUCUGAACGAGGCAGAGUUCCACAAGCCGGACUACGGAGACACCGUCGCCUCCUUCAUCACCAAGAUCGUCUCCAAGUUCCCCUCCUGGCUCAAACUGUUGGUCACUGUCAGGACCUGUCUGCUGGAGAUCACCACCCUCCUACCCUUCUCCAGACUCUCACUGGACGACUUCCCAGAGAGCAGCGAGAUCGGCGGGGACCUUAGCGACUACAUCCAACACCGGGUCAUCGUCAGCCCCGAGAUUGCCGCCAACGUCACCACGCCCAACGGCACCGUCCCCGACCCCCUCCUCCUCAGCAAGUUCAACACCCACCUGGCCUCUCGCAGCCAGGGCUCCUUCCUCUACCUAAAACUGACCCUGGACCUGUUCCAGAGGGCCCACCUGGUUCUCAAGGGAGGCAACUACAUGGUAGUGCCCGUCUCUCUGGCUGAGGUGUACCUGCUGCAGUGCCAUGCGGGGUUCGAAGGGGACCAAACCUUCGAGCGGGUGCUGCCCGUACUCAACGUGGUGCUGGCCUCGUUACACCCGCUGACGGACGAGCAGCUGUUCCGGGCGCUGAACGCUGGGGGCGUGAGAGGAGAGAUGUCCUGGGAGGACUUCCAACAACGCCUGGAGACCCUGGCCUGCGUCCUGGUGAGACGCAGGGACGGCACCCGCAUGCUCUUCCAUCCCUCCUUUAGAGAGUGGCUCGUGUGGAGGGCGGACGGAGAGAGCACCCACUUCCUCUGUGACCCCAGGAGUGGCCAUGCUCUGUUGGCCUUCAUGUUCUCCAGACAGGAGAGCAAGCUGAACCGGCAGCAGACCAUGGAGCUGGGACAUCAUAUCCUGAAAGCACACAUCUUCAAGGGUCAGAGUAAGAGGACAGGUGUGUCCUCCAGUGUUCUGCAGGCUCUGUGGGUGAGCUGUAGCACUGACAGCCUCUCUGCCGCCCUGGCCUCCCUCAGGAAUCUCUACACACCCAACGUCAAGGUGAGUCGUCUGCUGAUGCUGGGCGGGGCGAGUGUGAGCGGGCGUUCAGAGGUGCUUGGUCGUUCCCCUGUGCUGGGUGUGCACGCCCACCUGGGUCACCUUGAAAUGGUGUCCCUGCUGCUGGAGCUGGGAGCGCCCGUAGACGGAGCCUCGGACAGCGGCAUGACCCCCCUCUGUCUAGCCGCCGCAGCAGGACACACAGGACUGGCCAGCCUGCUCUGUAAGAAGGGAGCCAAGGUGGGCCAUGUUGAUAAGAGUGGUCAGUGUGCCCUGGUCCAUGCUGGGCUGAGGGGCCACCCAGACAUCAUCCACUACCUGCUGAACCAGGACUGGGGCCCCACAGAGGCCCCGGAGGGCCAACAGCAGCAUGGUGUGAAGAGCAGUGCGAAGGGCCAGGCCUUACAACAGGCCCUGACGGCCGCCUGCAGCAUGGGACACACUCACGUUGCGAAGAGCUUACUGGAGCUGAAAGAGGACGAUUUGGCUGUGCAGAUAGACGCUCCCGACACGCUUUGGGGAGAGACGGCUCUGAGUGCGGCUGCAGGCAGGGGCAGGACAGAGACGUGUGUUUUCCUGCUGGAAAGGGGUGCAGGGGCAGAGCAGCCCAACCGGAGGGGGGUGGUCCCACUCUUCAGCUGCAUCAGACAUGGACACCCCCAGGUGAGAAUCAUUCUGAUUUUCCUGCUUUACAGCACUGAUGGCUGUCCAAUCACUCAUGCUCGCGCUCUCUCUUGCUCUCAAUCUCUCCCCCCCCCCCCCUCUCAGGUAGCAGAGCUGUUUCUGCAGCGCGGUGUGGACAUUAACACCAUCGAUAAGCAGGGCCGCAGUUUGCUGAUGGUGGCAGCCAGCGAGGGCCACCUCAGCACUGCGGACUUCCUGCUGACAAAGGGUGCGUCUUUAGCCUCCGUGGAUAAGGAGGGCCAGACAGCUCUGAGCUGGGCGUGUCUGAAGGGUCAGAAGGGCGUGGUGCAGCACCUGGUGGAGAUGGGGGCAGAGAUAGACCACCCUGACAGGAACGGGCGUACCCCUCUCGACCUGGCAGCUUUCAACGGUGAUGCAGAGAUGGUUCAGUACCUGGUGGAGAAGGGUGCGGUGGUGGAGCAUGUGGACCACAGUGGGGUGAGGCCUCUGGAGAGGGCUGUGGGCUGUAGGAACACUGCUGUAGUGGUGACCCUACUGAAGAAAGGGGCCAAGCUGGGCUACAGAACGUCCCCUUAUGAUCGAUCAGGUCAUGCUACGUGGGCGAUGGCCACAUCGAAACCAGACGUCCUCCUCAUCCUCCUACAGAAACUCAUGGAGGAGGGCAACCUGCUGUAUAAGAAGGGGAGGAUGAAGGAGGCAGCCCAGAGGUAUCAGUACGCCCUAAGGAAGUUCCCCCGAGACGGCUUCGGAGACGACCUGAAGGGCCUGAAGGAGCUCCGUGUCUCCUUGUACCUCAACAUGUCACGCUGCCGCAGGAAAACCAAUGAUUUUGGUAUAGCGGAGGAGUUUGCCACCAAAGCCCUGGAACUGAAACCCAAGUCUUAUGAGGCGUUCUACACCAGAGCACGAGCCAAGAGGAGCAGCAGGCAGUAUGCGGGGGCGCUAGCCGACCUCAGCGAGGCGUCUCGGCUCUGCCCCACCAACCGGGAGAUCCACCGUCUGCUAACGCGUGUGGAGGACGAGUGUCAACAACAACAGCAGCAGCAGCCCCCCAACACACCACAGGGCCAACAAGCAGCACACAGCCAGACUCCCGAUGACCUCACAGAGAGGAGCCAGGACACAGAGAGGAGUGGUGAUAUACAGAGCCAGGAUGAACUAGAUGAUGAUUAUGAAGAGAUAGGGAGAGAGGAAGAGCCCUCACAGAACCCCUAUGGACCCAACAGGCCCAAGAACCCCUAUGGACCCGACAGGGCUCUCCCACCAGUACCAGGCGCAGUGAGCUUAGCUCCCCUGGACCCCAGGCCUGGUUCCCCUCUGAACGGGUCCACACAGACCAACCUGUCUCUGGACAAGCAGGGCCCUGUCCUACAGGGUCCUAGACAGAACCAAAGCAUGAAGACCAAGCAGCAGCAGCACUGUAACUCCCUGCAGGUAGGGGGCAGACCAGGGGGCAGGCCUAUGUCUCUGUGUGGCCCCUCCAGCCCCCUGCCAGGCAGACACAUCUCCACCUCCCUGAGACCCAGCCCUGGCCUGGGCAUCGACAUCAGCCCUCUGCCCUCUUCCACAGACCACCAACCGGGGCUCACCCCUGCCAACCACCACCACUCCUCAUCUGUCCAGCCCUUCCAAGGCCACUCCUCCAGCCUGGCUAGGGGAACAGACAGGCUCUCAGCCCACCACGGCACCACGUUGGAUGGACAGGCUGGGUCCCUCACCCCUGGGUUUGGUAAGGAGGUAAGGAGGGAGGGUUCUGGGGGGUCGGCUGGCCCCGGACUGCGUUCUGGUGGUCAGACGGGCAGUAUGAAGGCCUCCAGCUCUAGCAGUAGCUUAGCCUCCAGCGGGACCCUGUCAGACAGCGGCAGGACCCAGGUGCCUCAGGGACCCGACGUGCCUCGCCCCAAACCAGCUAAACCAGAGCUCAAGCCUCGGCCCUUCAUGGGGGUGAAAGACAAGGCAGUGCGUGUCCAGGGGCAGCCCCCACUUGGACUGGGCUGGCAAGGCCAGCCUCACUCCCAGCCACUCUCCCCUGAAGGUCUAGAGAACCAGAGACACAGCAUGGCCCCUAUGGACAACAUCCAGGGAUUAAACAAUGAGUUCAAGCAGAGGUCCUCUUACGCGGAGCCACUGCAGAGCCAGGCUCCCCUCCAGGUGCUCAACGGGGCCCAGGCUCAGGCCCAACACCUGGCCCAACAGGCUCAGGCCAAGGCCCUGGCCAGGGAGUUUGGAGACAGGUUCUACCACAGGGAGCCAAGACCAGGUCCAGCUGCAGGCCAACAUCACUCCUCCCAGUUCCCAGACGGGAACCACCGGCAGGCAGGGCUCACCAGAGAUAACCCAGCCAUCCUACCCAUCAAACCUAAACGCUCCUUUAUAGAAUCCAACGUCUGAACUGACCAUACAUUCAGUCAAGCACAAACACAGGUGCAGACACCGUAACAACGGUCUCUGUAUUCCAGAGAAACGGUGGCAAGGGAAGGGUUUACAAGUUUCUUUCCUUAAAUCGGACUCUUGUAAAGUGACAGUGUAUGUGAUGCACUGCGUUUAGACUUAAGCAGCAUUUGAGGCUUUUGUGCUUUUUGCGUAAGCAUGCCUAGAGCAACACCAGUAAGCAAACAACACAGUGCACGUAAUCAGACCUGGGAAACACCAUAUAGUACCAGCCCACUAGCUGAACAGUAGCACAGCAUCCUAAUAUGGGCCAUUAUAACAACGUAACUAUGAUGUAGUUUGUAAAGAACAACACUAAAGGGUUUCGGAUGCUAAUGGGAGAGAAGCCAUUCGAGUAAACGAUUGGCACGCAUAUUGAAUCGGGAUGUUUAUACAUUAGAUUUGUAUGUGUUCUAUUUAUAGAUUAUAUAAGUGGUGAUAGCCUUUGUCAGUAUAACGGAGCCCUCAAUGCAGUGUUUCACAAUGCACGGAGGGUUCUUUUCCUUUGUACAUUUUUUAUAAAUACUCAUAUUUAAGUGUACAUAUAAUCCUACGGACAUUGUUGUAACUGCUUGUUGUUGCGGUCUAUGUUCAUUUAUUUACUGUGCCGAUGGCUUGGUCAGCUGUAAGAGCAACAUAUUUUAUAUAGUUAUUUUUGCACAGCUAGAGAAAUAAUUGAAAAGUUGAUGGAUUUAUUUAGUUUAUGUGCGCACAACAUUAACCGUUUACAGUAAGGUACAGAAUAGCUUGUAAGGGUAUUAUUGGUGAGAUGAUACAGGUAUUUUACAUGAACAUUGUUGCCAUCUUUGAUUUGUGAGCUAUGCGACACAUGAUACAGACUAUGCUCAAGCACUUCUACCAUAAUCAUGGGGAAAUAAAAUCUCUUUGGAAAACUAAAAUGACAUCUCCCUUCCACUCAUUUCAAACACCCACGUGUAAAAUUGAAUGUGUACCGACAUCUGCUAUCCCUGUUAUAUAACUUCAGCCAUAGAUUGAACACUUCAGUUGUUGACACCAGUAUCCCUUAAAUGCAUUUUCCUCAUUACAGCCUCAUUCUAAAAUGGAUAAGUAUAUAUUUUUUAUCCUCAUCUAUCUACACACAAUAACCAUAAUGACAAAGCAAAAAAAUGUUUUUAGAAAUGUUUGCAAAUGUAUUACCAAUAACAAACUGAAAUACCUUAUUUACAUAAGUAUUCAUAACCUUUGCUAUUAAACUCAAAAUUGAGAUCAGGUGCAUCCUGUUGCCAUUGAUCAUCCUUGAGAUGUUUCUACAACUUGAUUAGAGUCCACCUGUGGUAAACUCAAUUGAUUGGACAUGAUUUGAAAAGGCAAACACCUGUCUAUAUAAGGUCCCACAGUUGACAGGGCAUGUCAGAGCAGAAACCAAGCCAUGAGGUUGAAGGAGGCACAGAUCUAGAGAAGGGUACCAAAACAUUUCUUCGGCAUUGAAGGUCCCCAAGAUCAUGGUGGAAGAAGUUUGGAACCACCAAGACUCUUCCUAGAGCUGACCUCUCAACCAAACUGAGCCAUCGGGGGAGAAGGGCCUUGGUCAGGGAGGUGACCAAGAACCCGAUGGUCACUGAUAGAGCACCAAAGUUCCUCUGUGGAGAUCGGAGAACCUUCCAGAAGGACAACCAUCUCUGCAGCACUCCACCAAUCAGGACGUUAUGGUAGAGUGGCCAGGAAGCCACCCCUCAGUAAAAGUCACAUGACAGCCCAAUU